Molecule: messenger RNA, 14347 nt
Organism: Mugil cephalus (flathead mullet)
Lineage: Eukaryota; Metazoa; Chordata; Actinopteri; Mugiliformes; Mugilidae
Gene: znf704
Product: zinc finger protein 704
Exons: 9
Coding region: 1371-2936 (521 amino acids)
Biological process (GO): regulation of transcription by RNA polymerase II
Cellular component (GO): nucleus
Molecular function (GO): RNA polymerase II cis-regulatory region sequence-specific DNA binding; DNA-binding transcription factor activity
Source: RefSeq, a predicted model, not a curated record
ACAUGUGCAGCUGAGAUCAUAAAAUAAGGAAUAACAUGACUGAUUGGUCAUUGUUACCAACACCAUCUUGUUAAUGCAGAUAUCAUAGUGUUUAUUGGACUUACAAUUAUAAAUGUGGGCACAUGAUCUGAUUUCAUAUACUGAACGUGCACAAGAUAAACGCAUUUCAUUAGAUGAUCUGGUUGUUAAUUGGUUGCAUGGGAGGACGCAUCAUGUCAAAAUGAAAAAACAGUGAAAUCGUGCACAAAAUGAAAUAACCUGUUGUGUUUACAUUGACAAAAAGCAAAGUAGUCCACUCCCAGUUAUAUCAAGAGAGUAAUUUAGAAGUCCCAAGGUGCCUUUUAAAGUAGGCUACGUGUCUCUACAACUAGGUUACAGCACGAAGCGUGUGUCUAUCUGGUCGAAGUUUUCCUCUCCGUAGCCUAAUUCCCCCCCUCCACACUUUUUCCUCCCUCUUUCUUUCCUCCUGCCACUCUCCCUCCCUCCGCGUUUCCUAUCCAUCCUUGCGUCAUUGUUUUGAAUGGAGCAUCCUCCCGAGUUGCAUUACCUCCAGUCGGAGGAGAAAGGGGGGGGCGGUGGGGGGCUUGUGGAGGCGUGUGCUGCUCCGUCCAAUCAGAGCCCGCCUUAGCCGCCGGACCGCACAUGUUUACAGGCAGCAUUCCGCCGGUAGAGGCUCUGCUCGGUCGGAGGCUGCGGCGGACUGGACCUCGCAGGAACCGGAUCCGGAGUCACACGGCGGUCGUAUUUUGAACCGCGUCCGGCCUCUGCUGCUAACAUUGACGCGCAGACAGUCCCUCGGAGUGAAACAACUCGACGCGUUUGCCUCAUUUGCUCAACGUCCGCGAGGUUUCUCCGUAAACAGGCCGCCAUUUUGUUUAAUCGUGUACAAAUGUCACGUCGGUUCCUGACCGGGGAGAUUAGUCCGUGUUUUCCCGGCGUCCGCUCCCCUCUCAGGGAGCAGUGGGGAAAACAAACAGGUCGACCGGAGGAAGCUCGGUAGCCGGUUGGAUGUGGACGUUGUUUAGCGGCGAAUGAAUCGUUUUCGGCGGUGAAGCCCGUCGCCCGGUGCUAAUUCAAAGUUCCCCCCUCCAGUUUUUCGGUGCUUUUUUAGUGCGGUGCAUUCAGGACGCGGUCCGGAGUUGUCGUCCUCCGAGUAUGUUGCCGCUUUCUAACAUUUUGUCAGGGCUGUUGGAGCGCGUAGUCUACCCGCUGCGGUUUUGUGUUUUUCUCGACGUUGUUUACCGGUUAUAAUUCGACGCUUAAUGGUUUAAUUCCGCCGGCUCGCCUGCUCCAGAUAAAGCGAGACACUUUUGUUGUUUUUUGUUUUGCUUUUUUUUAUUUUUGUUUUCUUAUUAUAAAAAAAAAGAGACAUGCAUACGAGGCGUCUGGUGAAGCGGUCCAUCCUCGGCAGCCGCGUUUAUGCGCCGAGUCCGACGGGGGACGGUGCCCCGGUGACAGGAGUGGUCCAGGCUGUCAAGCAGGAAAACAGAGACGUGUCGGCCGCGGGAGCCCGACGCAGCGUUUACACGGUGCUCAUGCAGGACGGCAGCCUCAAGGAGUUCUCCGAGGAGGAGAUAGCCGCUGGCUUCAACCACACUGCAGCCAAAGGACCGCUCAAGUCCAGCCUGAAGAGCUCGAGUAACGGAGCUCCAGACAUCCAGAAGAUGGACGGUGGCUGCCUGAGCCCAGAAGCAGUGGAGGAGCAGCGGUUGGCGGAUGGAAAGCGCGUUAGCCGGGACCCCGACACCCGAUCUGUGUCUCUGCUCGAGCAGAAACGCAAAGUGGUCUCCUCCAGCAUCGAUGUCCCUCAUGCAAGACGGUCAGAGGAGGAAGUGGACAUGGACAAGGUGACGGCUGCCAUGGUGCUGACAAGUCUCUCAACAAGUCCGCUUGUUAGGAGCCCACCUGUCAAAGUCAACGAGGGUCUGAGUGGUUCGUGGAAGGACAACGGCUCAGCGGGACCCUUCACCCCGUCUAGCAACAGCUCCUCGGGGGGCUACUGGAGCUGGUCUGCUCCCAGUGACCAGUCCAACCCUUCCACGCCGUCGCCGCCGCUCUCCGCCGACAGCUUCAAGCCCUUCCGUGUUCCCAGCCUGGGCGGCGUUGGGCCCGGCCCCGCGGGGCCCGAGGACCCCAGCCUGGACGAGCAGGACGGCAGCAGCCUGCUCUUCGACGAGCCCAUCCCUCGCAAGCGCAAGAACUCCAUGAAGGUGAUGUUCAAGUGCCUGUGGAAGAAUUGUGGCAAGGUGCUGAGUACCGCUGCUGGCAUUCAGAGACACAUCCGCACCAUCCACCUGGGGCGUAACUGUGACUCAGACUGCAGUGACGGCGAGGAGGAUUUCUACUACACGGAGAUCAAGCUGAACACAGACUCGGUGGCUGACGGGCUGAGCAGCCUGUCCCCCGUGUCACCUUCCGUCGUCUCUCCCCCUCCUCCUCCGCCGUCUCCUCUCCCUCCCCUCAGCCAGCUGCCAGACUCCCACAGAGCCCUCCAGUCCUCUGACACCAAGGAGCCUCACGCCGGCGGCACCACCCCGCUCAGCCGCUCUGCGCCCAGCGCCCUCUACCUCAUCCACACGGACCAUGCCUACCAGGCCACAGCUCCAGUGUCCAUCCCGUCCAGCAACAGCAACUCAGCCGGCUCAGCCUCAACCAGCUUCACUCCAACCAACAGCUCCAGUUUUAGCAUCUCCUGGCAGUCUCCUCCCGUCACUUUCACCGGGAACAUGGUGUCUCCCAGUAAAAGCCAGGGAUUUGGUGAACAGCGUUCUCAGACCAUCGCCGUGCUGUCGUCCCCCCCCAGAGCCACCACUGCCCUCAGUCGGAAGGUGCGUGGCGAGGGGAAGAAGUGUCGCAAGGUGUACGGGAUGGAGAACCGCGACAUGUGGUGCACCGCCUGCCGCUGGAAAAAGGCCUGUCAGAGAUUCACCGACUGAUCGUACCCGUCCCAGCGCAACAGCCCGCCACACAAGCAGCUUUUCUUUUUUUUUUCCCCAGAGGAACGAGGGGGGGAGGAGGCGCAUCGUUUUGCAUGCAUUUGGUUUUUCUUCAGCUCAAAGUCGCAAAACUGUCCGUCAAGCUCUGGCUCUGCCCCUGCUUCUUUCCCCCACAACCACUCCAGUCCACUGAAUAAUUCCAGCUGUGGAAGCAACUGAAGGACGGCAGAGUCACCUUUUACAUUCCGUCCAGGAUUCCCAGUACUGCCUCACCGUUCCCUUCAUUCCCAGUUUGGGGAAACCCCAGUGCAGCUAAACUGUGUAAAGAAAAAGGAAAAAAAAAAAAAAAGAUCUAAAGAGCUCUGCAUUUUUUUUUUUUAUGUUGGAUUCAGUGUUGCAUCUUUCUAUGUUUUGUACAGCUCUGGUUUUUAGUCAAAGAAGGGGUCCAGAAGAAAAGGCCAAAAGCUUUUUUUGUGUGUGUUUCCUCAGAAGAUUUAAAAACAACAAACAAAAAACAACAUUUUUUUAUCCAAAAGAAGAAUGGACCUCUCGCUGAAGUGUCUGAAGACGUCACGAGGAAGCACGGAGGCUGGCCGUUUUUGUUCUUCCUUCAACUCGUUCGUCUGUUUGUUUUAUUCCUGGACUUUUUGAGGUGAUCUUUUAUCGCCGGUCCCUCGGCUCUCCCGACAGCCCCGAGGGAAUGUACGACGGAGCCGGGAAGGGCUGGUUGACAGGCAGAGAGGAGGAGGGGGGAGAGACGCACGAGGUGAUUGAUCAAUGCAAAAAAAAAAACAAAACCAGAUUUACAGUCAGGGAAAGCAGGUGGACCAUAGAGGUGAUUUACCACAUAAGCAGCAUCCACACAGACACAGACAUGCCCACACAAUCAAACAGAUUAUGUUUCAUUUCCUUUGUUUUAUCAGGGAUGUUAUUCUAAGGAAAGCAAAAACCAGCAGCUUAAACUGGGUUAUACUGUAUGCAGCGCUAUCACAACAACCGCUUCUUGUUCAUUACACAACUUUGCAACCAAAAACUCAUUUAUCUUGUUGUUUUUUUCUUCUUUUUGUAUGUUUUUGUUACGGUGCCAUGUCUAGUAUUGUUGAUGAUGAUGAAGGUUUUGUUUUUUUGUUUUUUGGGUGAAACCGAGGCCUACCUGCUAAACAAAGCGUUGUGUUAAAAAAAGACCUUCCUGACAGCACUGGAAGUCGGCGGCAUGUGACGCCACGAAACACCUUCGACCGCAUACAGAGAGACGACGACGACUCGCCCUCCUCCGGCUUUUACACCUUCCCAAAGGGAGCAGAAGAACUCGGUGUUUAGGUACGCCGGCAGCGGAGCAUCUUAUCGAUGUAUUAUUAACCAAAGGAGGAGGGCUGAAAACCAAAAGAGAGGCACUUGCACUGUAUGUGUGGAACGGAGUACUUGGUAUGGUUAGAUUUAGAGAGUUCUUCCACUAUGUCUAUCGAGUUCUAACUUAACUGCUUACUGUAGGAAAGAAAGAAAGAAAGAAAAUGUUGUAGCUACUCCCCCUUUAUGAGUCCUUCUUUGCACCAGGUGUUUUGGAGAAAAGUUUUAAGCACUUAAUCAGAUCACUCGUUUGUUGUCCGACGCGCACACUCCAAGGAAAGAGUCGACGAUAAAGUAAAAAGAAAAAAAAAAGAAGCGUAUCAGAUUCUGUGUUGUUUUGGAUUCCCAGCGUGAACCGACCCCUCUGUCACUAUGGUCUGUUAUUGGAAAACAAAUGUCUCUUCUUUUUUUUUUUUUUUUUUUACACCAGAAUUAUUCGACCAACACCAGCUAAUAAACUCACGCUCGCUUGUCUUUGUACACAGUACAUCUUCCGCUCAUGAAACUCAAAGCUCUUUUACAUUUGGGUUUGUUUUUUAAGUUUGUUCCUGUAUAUAUGUAGUUUUAGUAUCUUCUCUAAGUCCCUGUUUGUUUGUUUUUUUGUUUUUUUUGUUGUUUUUUUUAAAUGGCCGCUUAUGUCGGCCGCAGCGUCAGCCACCUUAAGAACGAGACAGGUUUGCGUGUGAUGAUGCGUGAGGAAACGGACCCUUCGGCCGUCUGUUGUGUUGAAAAUAGGUAUAGCCUUUAAAAAAAAAAAAAAAAGAUCUUUGUGCUUCUUCUCUGUCAUUACAUCGAUGUUUCAGUAAGAAAUAUUUAGAUCUCAGAAGCAGAUUUGCCAUUGUACUAUGUGAACAUAUUGUUUGAGAAAAGAUGAAUCUAUAUAAGAAAAACAUUUAAAUUCAAAGCAAAAAGAAAAAAAAAACAUUCAUUUGGCUCCUUUUUUUCAUAUAUAUACAUAUAUAUAUAUAUAUGAAUUUAUAUCCUGUUUAUGAGUUUUGUUUUCAUGUUCUGCUGAAGGAGAUUUUUUAAUUGUCAUCCCAAACUGAGCUCGUUACGCUCUGACCCGCGCGCUCUCGCCUGGAGCUCCUUCCCUCCGCGCUACCGGCGCCACUUAGGGGUCGAAAAAACCCGCUCUUGAUUAAAACCUUUAUCUUAUUUCCAAUUCUCCUCUGCCUGUGUCACGCAGGGGCCACUUGCAAUUAGUUUGACUGACAGCGUGUCUUGCGCCCGUGUGUGUUCUUGUGUGGGAACGUGAAGGAGCCCCGGGCGAAAGUGUGCGGGCUGCCACCGGAGCACGGCGCCCUCCCUUCUCCUCCUCUUCCGAGGCAUCGCUGUCGUUCCUCCAGAGGACUUACAUACCUUUAUAUAACGGCCUGCGGCGUUACCCUGCCAGGUCACGUGCAGGUCCGCCGAGAGGCUCCUGGCUAACCAGCGCCCCGAGGCCUCACCGGCUCAUUGUCUUUUGUCGCUCCACGCACUUCCUACUUUCUCCACCGCUGCGGUUCUUCACGUUUGGGUUCAGGCCUUUAUCUUCCACCCGUGGAUUCAGUUCGGGGUUCCGUCCAGAAACAAGUCCCCGACAGCGGCUCGGGUCGCUCAGAGGCGAUGGCGAGACUAAGUGGCAGCAUCUCCAGGCAGCUAAUUUCACAACAGGUUCUCUCUGGUUUCUUACUCUACGUCCACAGUGUUCAAAUCGAAAAAGAUUUGCAUAAAAAAAUAAGCUCACGUCACAUCCUCUGUUUACUGCCACGCCUCGGCGACCGGCCGUGGGGUUUGUUUGUGGACCGCGGCUUCGCCUGGACACGGCGGUCUCAUUCAUAAGACGGCCUUAGAACGGCGGCGCUCCCAGAAACACACUCGGCCCGGGGCGCGCCUUCACAGACCGUGCGUCGUUGUGGCGAGGGGACGGGGGGUUGGGGUGCCACCUUAAAACCCGCGCAGUGCUGUUUCUCCCAUGUGUCCUCUGAUCUUAUUCACUCCAUUUUGUACACACUGUUAUGCUGUAGAACAUGAAAAUAAAAACACCCUGCCUCAAGUCUCCCGAGUGUCCCGGCACCAAUCAGUGAGUGGGUCGCCCUAAAACUUUCCUUCUUCUUCUUCUUCUUCUUCGUCUUCUUCUUCUUCUUCUGUUCUUUUUGAUGUUUGCUUUGAUGUGGUGUACUUAUUCCUGGGAUUUCUUUAGACCUGUAGAUAAGAGGUUAAUGUGAUACCUGUAAUACACAAACUGAGUUGUAUUAAGCAUUGAAGUGCUGUCAGACCUUUAGAAGCUGUCACAUCUAAGUUCACGUCACAAAGUCUUCAUCAGUAGAUCGAGUUGAUCAGAACGUCAGUCGGGGAUAUUAAUCUAAAUUUGCAACUCUAAAUCACAUGUAAGUUGAGUAGUGAAUUAAACAUGAAGAAGGGCGCAUGAUUUAAUUUACCGCUCCGUGAAGACCAUGUGAUGGAGUCCAAAGCCCCAGAGGUGGAGUUAAACUACGAGCCAGGCUUUUUUUAUUUGACAAUGAAUAUCCAAUUUAGUUUUAAUCUUUCAUAUGAACCACUCCAUAAAAAGUCACCUCAAGGAGACGCGUUCCUCUCCAAAUCUGGCACAUUUGGGACUGCUCUGCCUCAGACACAUUUAAAUACUUAACCCCCCCCCCACCCCCACCCCAAACGAGCGCGCCGUGAGGAUGUUGGGGAAUUUGGAUCAUUUCAUUGUUUUCUUCAAAGCUGGCAGCCAAAGAGCACCGCGUUCAUCAGUUCCCUCCCAAAUUGACGGCUUAACGAUGCCAAACGAGCCAUAUGGAGGCAUCUGCCCCGAUCCGAUCGUAUGACUUAUUCAUAUUAAACCGAGCCCUGUAACCUGGAGGUGGGGGUGGGAUGGGUUGGGGGGGCUAAAACAACGUGAGCUCGGAGAUGGAGCCGCCGUUAACGAACAUGUGUUGGCACAGCAGAAUUAAAAGUGUGACAUCAAAGGCCCACAAUAGGCCGUCCUGUUGCUCCAGAGAGAGUGACAUGAAUAUUUACCAUGGUUUGCUUAGUUUUUUUUUUUUUUUUUGUUCCCUGGUUUGUUUACGCCGCUGCUGCCUAUUAAAGGGCUGUGAUUUAUAUGCAGAAUAAAACAAAGACGGCGUUAAUUCUGCUUACGGACGAUAUUAAAAAAUCAAGUCACGUGAGUUACGAGGGACCCCUUUGUGUGUGUGUGUGUGUGUGUGUGUGUGUGUGUCCUCGGUGCUCGGUGGUCCAGUUACUGAGCAGUGACGGAUUUAACUGGAGCUCCAGUGUUGACAGGUUUAUAAGGACUCCUGCUUUAUGCUCCUGAUCCUUGGCGAAAUCCAUAUUUCAUACGUGACAAGACUUGUUUGUGACAAGAGGCUCAACAACGCGUCCCCACGUACAGGACGAUAUGUGCUACAGUAUAAGCAGAUUACGCUGCAGUACGGUGUUUCUAAGCUACGCCUGUCUCGGUGUGUGUCGUUGGUGUGAUAUCUCUUAACUUUUAACACGUUUAUUCACACUGUCAGCGGGUCAAAGCGACGGGUUGUGCCUUUAGGAAGGAGCCCCCCCCUUACGCCCCCACUACUCCAGAUGUUAUCCCCUGUUAUCUCCACACAGACCCUCCUGUGUGUUCUCCAGAGCUCUCCGGAGUCAGAAGCCACGUGGAAAUGUCCUGAAGUGACUUGAGUUGAGUUUGUAGCAUUGCCUCGACUGACCCUGAGCGGGGAUGCGGAUCCACCGGCCCCAGCGGCUCGUUUCUAUGGCUCCCUCGCCGGCUGCCAGGUUCAUGUUGUCUCCGCUCGGUGUGCAGUGUUGUUAGUCAGUGAAUAGAGGAGGGCCCCUCCCUCCCUCUCCCCGCAUCCUUCAUUCAUUCAGGAAUGUGAACAAGGAGGAGGAGGGUGAAUAGAGGCUGAAACGGCUUCUGCAAACACAGAUUUUUUUUUUUUUUUUUUUGAGAGAAGAGAGGGGGGGAUUUAGUUUCGCGUUAGAAAAGUUGAAGUGUUUAAAGAGUCUGCUUUAUCUUUAGAAGGAAUAUAUGAGUCUUGAAUGUGCCUUUCUGAGAGCUUCUAGCCGCCGUCGCUACGUGACGCGGGGGAAGCUCUGGAGGUGUGUUGCUGUGAUAUGCAGGCCCACAGUGACGGUGAUGGAAUGUCUCUAGUGCUGGCUAGUCUGAGUUCUCCUUUCUGUACGUGUAACGCAAAGAUUUGUGAUACAAAGAAACGUCCUGUGAGCUGCGCUCGCUGGGGCCCCUUUAGGCCCCCACGUCUGCCCUGGAAAGAAGGCCUCGGAGUGACUUUUCUACUCUUUGCUGUGACUUGUAAACUAUUUUUCGAUCCAGACUUACCGUGUUUCCAUGUGUGUUUUUCUUGUCCGACGACUUCUCUCUCUUUUGCUUCUCUUUGCUUUCCCAAACGCGACUCCUCUCCCCACUUUGGGCAAGGGCUUGUAGAUAAGUGUACGUUCGUGGCUCUAGAGGCGUUUGGGAAACCAAAGGGAGCCCCGUUCAGCCAACUAACGGCGUGUGAAGCGGUCGGUGAGAUGAUCCAUUUUUAGCGCGGAGCUGCUAAGCGUUCUGCGUGAAGGUGUGUGAAUAUUAAUGUGGAGAAAGAAAUAAAAAAAAAAAAAAACACUUUCAUCGUCAGCCUUGAAUCUAUUAUUGGAUUUAAUCAUUCAGAAUAUAAAUAAUAUAAUUUCUGGAUACUUGUGCUCCGCAGCUCCUUCAGUUUUAACUUGAAUAUGCAACAGAGGGCGCUGACUGGGCCUCUCUUUAAACUGGAUCAUCUCAUUGGCUGUUUGAUCUCAUUACAAUCUUGUAGACCUCAAGAACUCGAUGACUGUCGCACUGGAUUUUUACACUCUUUUUUUCAAACCGUAUAUAAACUGCUCUGGUCUAACUGUAUUUUUAAUACUGCAUGUGCAUGUGAUUAAGGAAAUUACAGAAGACUUUAUAUAAAUGUGCUCUAUUUGUCCUGUGGCGGCCAUGAUGGGGAUUGAGAGCAGCCUCGGUGCACUUUUAUUUUACUCAAACUGCACGCUGGACAGCUUUCCAAAGUUCUGAUAGGAAAUCUAGACAAGUACCCGUGAUUCCCUGCUGGCACAGAACCGAUUUGUCACAGUUUGAGCGAGGGCUUCCGUUCCUGUUGUGUUUUUCCGCAGUCAGCCGGCCCCCGGUAGAGAGUGUGGCAGGACGCUUGUAGAGGACAGAUCACUGUGCACUAAACCGCCGCUGCCUGCAGUGGUGGGAACGGAGCCAGCGGGAGUUCUGGAGAAAUCUAAAGCGAGAAAUGUUCCUCCUCCUGCAUCCACCGCCCUCUGAUAGUCGAGCUGAAAACACACGCUCAGCUUUCAGAUGGAGGCUGCUUCCCGUCUGUGUGCGAUCGGAGGAGGCCGAACAUCAUGUGGUACUUGUCAAACUUUAAGAAACAACUCACAGUGUGACGCUUUAACUGGCCUGAGAGGUUUAACCGCAAGGCCACUAAACCCAGUGAUUAUUUAAAACAACAUUUCCUUGAGUGGUUAAAGUGUAUUUGUGCACACUGACUUGCUGCUCUCCGUCCUGACUUGGUUGAUACACUAUGUUGCAUUUUUUUUUUGUUUUUUUUUUAUUGCUCUUUGAAGCCUCUAAAUGUAAAUGUUUGAUACGUGUUUCCAGACUGUAAACUAAAUCGUAGAUGCAACGCAUUUUCCUUCUCCACACCAGUUCAGUGCAUCAGAUGACACACUUGGUUAGCGGUUGAUACUGAAUCUGACUUCAACAGGGACUAUUAUACGGUAUUUACUCUUUCAUGAACAGGGUCAAUUUAAAUGUGUGUUUUGGUGUCAUUGAUGGAGGAUCAUAAAGAAAUGGGGACGAUUUGCGAAAUACACUUAUUUGCUUUCUUGUGGAAAGUUAGCACUCUCACAACUGUAUGGUAUGAAGCAGCAUGUUAGCGCAGCUUAGCAUAAAGACAUUAAACAUGUUUCAAACUGUAGCCAAAGUCCUCCUUUCAACAUGUCUAACACAUGAAAACUCAAAUUACAAAGUCGGUUAUUUGAUCUGUACAAAAUCUAAGCUGCAAAACCAAGUUAGCUUGUGGUAGCCAGCUAGCAGAGACACCAGAAGGUUAAAAGGUCCAGGCAAAAAACAUUUUUACUAUUUUAUGGAUUAAACAAACCGCAUACUACAUGUAAAUUAACUUUAGAGCUGCUGCUAAGGAGACAGCGACGUAAACUCUUCCCCCGUUUUUCCACAGGCUUUAUGCUAAGCUAUCAGGCUAACUCCAUAUUUACCACACAGAUGCAAAGUAUGAAGCAACAGCUAUGAGCACGUUAGCUCGACGUAGCAUAAAGACAUUAGAAAACAGGGAAGUAACUAACUCAGCAUGCCAAGUGUGACAAAAUUCCUUCUUUGAAUUAAAAUUAGACAUAAGUCUUUAAUAUUGAGACUUAUUUGAGUGGAUUUGCACAACAACAGAAUGUAAAAAGAUGCUAGCUGAUGCUAGCGAGCUAAUGACUGCUGGAAGUUACUGGUCAGGGCUAAAAAAAAAUACUCACUUAAAUGUCAUUAUAUACUUUUACUGGAUGGACAAAUUCAAUAUGACAUGUUGAUAAAUUACCUUUGGGGCUGCUAAUAAACUGGACUCUUAUGCUAAGCUAAGCUGGGCUAACUUCCGUCUUUACCACACAGAUGUGAGUGUUGCAUCGUCUCGUGUCCCACAAAUACGACAAAUAAAUGUGUUUCCUGAGACAUAGGAAUCUGUAAAUUUUUCACCAGUUCAGAUAAAUAGCAGGCGUUGCCAUCAUCCAAGGGCCAACUAAAUAUUCUGCACUGCAAUGAUCCCUUACGUGUGUCUCAUCCAAUCAGCGUCAUUGACUUUCUGAUUCUAAAACCCUGCAUGUUUAAUUUUGCUGAAGGUUGUGGAAGUACUCUCCACGGAGCUCUGGUUUCUCAAACACCGUCAGCUCUAAUAAGAACACUUGUCUUAAAGCCUCUCUUUACUAUUCAGCUUGUUUUAGUUCCAUGUGGUGAAAAUAAUUCUGGGAAACUGUUUAAAAAUGUGGGAUGAUCUCCAGUAGGAGUCCCACAGGCCCACCGGGCCAUCAUAUGUUUUCAUGGAUGAUGCAUGAACGAAACAGUGUUUGUCGUUUCGCGCUGAAAAUACUGAAGAAAGGGAGGAAAUUAGGUCAGACAGUUUUGGGAGGAGCGGGUUGUUUCCAUAUCAGCUCUCUUCUUUGCCAAUCCGCCUUUCAAGCCACUGCAACAUUUAUAUCAGUCUGCAUCGGAUGUCAUGCGAGCGUUCAUUAGGAAAGAAUAUGCAACCAAACAUCCCGUCUUCGUCGCCCCGUCUUCUUUCGCUGCACUCGUUGCGUGACGCUGAUGUUACCAGGCCUUUCAGCACAUGCGCCGACACAUCAUGAGUGAAAGAGGUGUGAAAGCUGACCGUGUUAGAUGGUGUCAGCGGGGCGACAUGGGCCCUCGCUGCUCAGCAUAUGUCCCUGUGGCUUUGGGUCUCAUCCUGCGACGAUGUGAGCGGCUCUCUGAUGGAUGCGCGUCCAAAAAGGAGAUUCUAGCGUCAUUGUGUGUGUGCGUGCGUGCGUGUGUUUGCAGUGUAAGUCGAUGGAGUGCGUUUCCAAUGACCGCCCAAGGUAUGUCCCAUCUGCUCAAUGUAGCAUUUACACCUCCUCCUGUUUUUCUGUGUGUUUGUGUUGUGAAAGUGAACACACCAUCUCAGUGUGUGUGUAUAUAUGCACACCUCUACUCCCUACAAAGCCUGAUCAAGCCAUUCCUGCAGCCAUAUAAUGCACAUUUCAGUGUGCGACCUGUCAUACCUCAAGCUUUAUCAACUAGCACAUUAACAUAGCAUUAUGGACCCUCCCCGUCUCGCCCAAAAGCAUGUGCGAUUCAUUAUCAUAAACACUGCCAGAGCAUCGCCUUCCGUCGCAUCAACCGCGAACUUGAGGGAUGUUCGAGCUGAUGAUGCUAAACACAAGGUCACCUCCGCUGGUGUCCCGGUGACAAUUUACACUCGAUGUAGUGACUGCUGUGAUGUUUUUCCAGCUCACGAACGCAAAGAUGCCUCUGAAAAAUGAAGCACUGGGGCAGCAGGUUGAGUUGCAGAGGAGUCGAGGCCUCGGCGAGUCACGGAAGAUGUUUGGCGCAUUAGCGGGAGCUUGCUCAUGUGUACGCGUCCAAGCCUUUGAAUAAUUGAUGGGGAUGGUGAGUCCCGCGCGUGUACACAGGCUCCAUCUGUGACCUUAGUUGAUAACACUCGACCCUGUCCGUGGAAUCGGUAGCUUACGGAGCAGUUUUCACACAAGCAAUACAGCUAGCCUGAAAACUCGACACAAAGAGGUUUCUUUAGCUGCGACUGUAAAGCCAAAAGAGUGUUCGCAUCGCAGUGGAUAUGUCUCCAUGGUAGCGGUUUUUCCACAAGGUCCACGAGAAGAACUGAUCGUGGAGAAAUGCACUGUUGCAUGAUCCUUGUUGUGUUUAUAUAGUAGAAGACAAUGGACUCCCUCUGCUGAGAUUAAUUGUUCAAUGUUCUACACUAUUCACAGAGUCAGGCGAGAAGAUUAAUACCACUGAUCACAAAGCUACACGCUGUAGCUGGUUAGUUUAGCUUAGCAUAAGAUGACAAACAAGGCUUACUGGCAUCUCUGUUUUUCUUGCUGAAGGUUAGCUAAAAGGAAAUAUAAGGACACUCAUGUCUGUAAAGUCAACUUUAAACUACAGACUUUAGCCAGUUAGCUUAAUGUAGCAUGUUACUGUGAAAAUCAUGGUGAAUUUGGAGACGAUGCAAAAUUAAAAAUUGUCAAAUCAAUAGACGUACCAGUGGGCUCAAACUGUUAUUCUUUUAGUGAGCUCUGUUUGCUGGUUAGCUUAGCCUAGCCUAAAAAAGGGCAAACUGGUGGGAAAAGCAGCUAGCACUCUCAGUAAAUAUGCUAGCAGUUUAGCUUAGGAAAACAAGAUGUUGGUAGGUUCCCUGAGAAGGAGUCUGGCAUGUCUGAACUAUCAACUACUAUUAUUUGUACAGUUUGGUUUUUCUAUAAUUUACAGACUACAGGGAUGUCAAACACAUUUUAGCUUUGGGGCCACAUUGAUUGUAAACGAGCUGGACCAGUAACAUACAGAAUAAUAAACUAUAAUGACAACCGCAGAUGUUUUCCAUUUGUUUUCAUACAAAGAAAAACAACUAUAAGAAAAAAUGAAAUUUCUUGAAAAAAGUAAGUGAUUUGGGCACAUUGCUGUUGUCUAUUGUUUAAUACUGGGUCUCAGAGUUGUGUUCUGUCCAAUUCUUUUUCUAAAACAGUGGACAAAUUAGGGAAAGAAGUUGUUUUCUUUGAAAAGUUGCAGUCUUUUAUGUAAUUUUCACUUUGGAAAUUCAUGCUGCGGCCCAGAUGAGACCCUCUGACGGGCCGUGUGUUUUUUUGUGGUUUUCUUUUGACAGCUCAUAUGCUAAGCUAGCUAGCUCCAGGUUUACUGUACAAAUAUGGUAGUGGUGGUAUCGAUCUUCUCAUCAAACUCUCAAGUAUUUGAGUAUUUCCCAAAAUAUCACAGUAUUUAUCCCAAAUUGUCUUUUUUUUUUGCCUGUUGGACCUUAACACACACCAAGCCAUGUUUGAACUGAAUGUUCUCUUUCUGCACAUUUUUAAAGAAAAAGCCUGCUUCUUCAUAUUAUACACUUUACACUUUAUCAACACAACCCACUACACCAAGCACUCGCAAUAUGUAUCUGCUCUAUCACAAAGUGUAUACCUGCACCAGUGAUGUUUUCUUAGAUUUGUUUUCCAACGAUGCGAUGGAAUGAAUUUUAUCAAUAUAUGGUGAUUCUCCUCAGACGAGGUGAAUCGAUGCACACCGACUGUUAACUCCUGCACAACUUAUUUGCUUUUUUUUUCUCUUUUCUUUUCUUUUUUCUUUAUCUCCGUGUGUAGAAACUGCCAUCGUUCUUGUUGUAAAUGGUGUUUACUGACAAAUUGCGUUCUUGUGCUGUUGUUGUUUGACAGUUGUGUACAGUUGAGGCGCUCUGCAGAGUGAUCGGUGUGACUGGAAGACUCUGCAGACGUCUGGUUAUAACUAAAUAAAGAUUUUUGGCAGCUGUUUGUAA